GCACACAAAAAUAUUUACGACUGUUUAUAAGACGUGCUUGUGCACAUUGUUUGUGCAAAUUAUUUAAGUAAAAUGCAUUUACCAAGAGUUUAAAUGUAGCAGAAUCGCAGGACAAAGCAAUAUCAAUUGCUUUAAUGACUUAACUUAAGGGUUGUACUUAAAACUUCGCGUUGCUGUGGAAAACUAUGGCAUCGUCAACACAGAAGACUUAAACAAAUGCGGCAAAAACGUUGCUUAAGCAAAAUCUUAAAAUGCAACAUCUUCAUAUGUGUCUGCUUUGCUUAAUUGCAUUAGCGAUACUUUCAUAUUUCGUCCAUCAGCGACCUUCCUGGGUAACUGAUUACAAGGGAAAGGUGUCAGUUAGCUAUGAAGCACAAUCUUGGAAAACCCCGCUUUAUAUUGUGGUGGUCUGCUGUGGUCAAAGAGUCCAGGAGACUCUUGUUAUGAUCAAAUCGGCCAUUCUAUUUAACUAUGACGAAGAGUAUCUUAAGUUUGUGAUAUUCACAGAAGAUGGAAAGGGUGAUGAGUUUAGAGAAAAGUUGACAGACUGGCGGGACAUUAAACCAUUCACAUUUGACUUUGAAAUUUUGCCAUUAAAGUUUCCAAGUGGCAACGAAGUCGAAUGGAAAAAUCUCUUCAAGCCCUGUGCAGCUCAACGUUUAUUUCUGCCGUCAUUGCUAACAAAUGUGGACUCAUUGCUGUACGUUGACACGGACAUAUUGUUUUUGUCACCCAUCUCCGAUAUUUGGCAAUUCUUUAAGAAGUUCAAUGAGACUCAAAUGUCCGCUUUGACGCCAGAACAUGAGAACGAGAACAUCGGAUGGUACAAUCGAUUUGCACGGCAUCCGUUUUACGGCCGGUUGGGUGUUAACUCCGGUGUGAUGCUAAUGAAUCUCACACGGAUGAGAGAAAUGAAAUGGGAACAACAUAUCUUGUCAAUUCAUAAGGAGUACAAGCUACGUAUUAUAUGGGGGGAUCAAGACAUUAUCAACAUACUAUUUUAUUACCAUCCCGAUAAGCUGUACAUCAUGCCAUGCGAAUAUAAUUACCGUCCAGAUCACUGCAUGUAUAUGAGCAUUUGCAAUAUGUCUCAUGCAGGCGUCAAAGUAAUCCACGGCAAUCGUGGCUAUUUCCACUCAGACAGGCAACCGCUGUUUAAGUCUAUUUACGAGGCUAUGGAAAAUUAUCAACUAGGAUAUAAUGCCAACACCGAUUUCUUAAUGCCCUUACAUGCGACAUUAAGUAUACCAUCCGUCAACGAAUCAAGCUGUGGAAAAAUAUCAAAUGAAGUAUUAAAAGUGGCGAAUACAGUUUUAAGUAAAAGGUACAGGGAAGUUUAGAAUUAGAAUAGGUAUAUUUGUAAUAUACUACACUAGACUAUUAUUAGGAAAUGUAGCAGUAUCAUCUAUAUCGAAAUAUAAACGUGUAAGUCAUAGGUUUUAAUGAAUUUUCAUGUUUUAUAUAUAUGCAAUAAAAAUGUAUAUGUUGAAAGAUCAAGAAGUACUUACGCAGAUAGGUUUAAGAUCUAAAAAGUA
Messenger RNA from Drosophila eugracilis, 1535 nucleotides. It is a transcript of the gene shams, whose product is annotated as glucoside xylosyltransferase 2. Gene Ontology annotation, biological process: protein O-linked glycosylation via N-acetylgalactosamine. The transcript has 4 exons. Gene Ontology annotation, molecular function: UDP-xylosyltransferase activity. The coding region runs from base 252 to 1340 and encodes 362 amino acids. The record is from RefSeq and is a predicted model, not a curated record. NCBI's taxonomy places the organism in Eukaryota, Metazoa, Arthropoda, Insecta, Diptera, Drosophilidae.